Molecule: messenger RNA, 5024 nt
Organism: Kogia breviceps (pygmy sperm whale)
Lineage: Eukaryota; Metazoa; Chordata; Mammalia; Artiodactyla; Physeteridae
Source: RefSeq, a predicted model, not a curated record
CUGGCGUGGGGGGCGCAGGCGAAAGCCCGCGGGUCCUCCCACGGACGUUCUCCGGCGAAUUGGCACGUUGCUUGGCCUGUCAUUUGCCUUACUACGUGCAUCUCACCUCUUGAAGCCGCGGUUAUCUUGAGGGAUAUGUUGGGGAUUCGGAGGCUGGGAUUUCAGCUUUCUGAGCCUCAGUUUUCUCAAGAAUAUAAAGGGACCAAUGAUAAUACCUCCUUCCCUGGGUGGUUCCGAGGAGUGAGGGAGCUAAUGCAUGCGUAGUGUACGUCUGGUCCAUAGGACGAUCCUCUGGGGUGUGUAGGGCAGUGGUUGCACCUUACUGGACACCUUCCUGCUCGCCGGGUGCUGUUCGAAGCCCUGGGAUCCCGUGCGACAUCGUCACUCUCAGGAGUGCAGGCUCUCGGAGGAGCAGGACGCACGCUCGACCGCACUGUGUCUCCAGGAUAAUGGGAGCCAUGAUGGAGGAAGCACAGGGGGCUGUGCCAGCCCAGAAGGGACAGUAACUCAGAGCAGCAGGGACAGGGAAGAAGACUUCCAGGAUGAAGUGAGACUUGGAAGACAACAGAUGGGGCUUGAGAAGCGCCUUCGAGGCUGAGCACGGAGCUUGAGCCUCUUCCUAGCUAACAGCACCUUGGGCAGAUUCCUGCCACCCCUCUCCAGUCGUGAUUCAGAGGCUCCGAUGCAGGUGGUUAAGGAGGGACCCUACUAUGCUGAAUAGUUAGAGAGGACUGCUGGCCUCAAGAAUCCCUACACCUCAGGAUGAUCUGGGCCCACCGCUCACCACUACACCAGGGCCCAGAGGCCAUGGCCUGCCUCCAUGAGACCCGCACACCCUCCCCUUCCUUUGGGGGUUUCGUGUCCACCCUAAGCGAGGCGUCCAUGCGCAAGCUGGACCCAGACACUUCCGACUGCACCCCCGAGAAGGACCUGACGCCUACCCAUGUCCUGCAGCUGCACGAGCAGGAUGCUGGGGGCCCAGGGGGAGCCACUGGGUCCCCUGAGAGUCGGGCGUCCAGAGUUCGAGCAGAUGAGGUGCGGCUACAGUGCCAGAGCGGCAGCGGCUUCCUGGAAGGCCUCUUCGGCUGCCUGCGCCCUGUCUGGACCAUGAUUGGGAAGGCCUAUUCCACGGAGCACAAGCAGCAGCAGGAAGACCUUUGGGAGGUCCCCUUUGAGGAAAUCCUGGACCUGCAGUGGGUGGGCUCAGGGGCCCAGGGCGCCGUCUUCCUGGGGCGCUUCCAUGGGGAGGAGGUGGCUGUGAAGAAGGUACGGGACCUGAAGGAGACUGACAUCAAGCACCUGCGAAAACUGAAGCACCCUAACAUCAUCACCUUCAAGGGCGUGUGUACCCAGGCUCCCUGCUACUGCAUCCUUAUGGAGUUCUGCGCUCAGGGCCAGCUGUAUGAGGUGCUGCGGGCUGGCCGCCCUGUCACCCCCUCCUUGCUGGUUGACUGGUCCAUGGGCAUUGCCGGCGGCAUGAACUACCUGCACCUGCACAAGAUUAUCCACCGAGACCUCAAGUCCCCCAACAUGCUAAUCACGUACGACGAUGUGGUGAAGAUCUCCGAUUUUGGCACUUCCAAGGAGCUGAGUGACAAGAGUACCAAGAUGUCCUUUGCAGGGACAGUAGCCUGGAUGGCCCCUGAAGUGAUCCGCAACGAGCCUGUGUCUGAGAAGGUCGACAUCUGGUCCUUUGGUGUGGUGCUGUGGGAACUGCUGACUGGUGAGAUCCCCUACAAAGACGUAGAUUCCUCAGCCAUCAUCUGGGGUGUGGGAAGCAACAGUCUCCAUCUGCCCGUGCCCUCCAGCUGCCCAGACGGCUUCAAAAUCCUGCUUCGCCAGUGCUGGAACAGCAAACCACGAAAUCGUCCAUCAUUCCGACAGAUCCUGCUGCAUCUGGACAUCGCCUCAGCCGACGUACUCUCCACACCCCAGGAGACUUACUUUAAGUCCCAGGCAGAGUGGCGUGAAGAGGUAAAGCUGCAUUUUGAAAAAAUUAAGUCAGAAGGGACCUGUCUGCACCGCCUAGAAGAAGAGCUGGUGAUGCGGAGGAGGGAGGAGCUCAGACACGCCUUGGACAUCAGGGAACACUAUGAGCGGAAGCUGGAGAGAGCCAACAACCUGUACAUGGAACUUAAUGCCCUCAUGUUGCAGCUGGAGCUGAAGGAACGGGAGCUACUCAGGAGGGAGCAAGCUUUAGAGCGGAGGUGCCCAGGUCUGCUGAAGUCACACCCUUCCCGAGGCCUCCUGCACGGGAACACAAUGGAGAAGCUCAUCAAGAAGAGGAAUGUCCCACAGAAGCUGUCACCCCACAGCAAAAGGCCAGAUAUCCUCAAGACUGAAUCUUUGCUACCCAAGCUAGAUGCAGCCCUGAGUGGGGUGGGGCUUCCUGGGUGUGCCAAGGGCCCCCCCUCACCAGGACGGAGUCGCCGUGGCAAGACCCGUCACCGCAAGGCCAGCGCCAAGGGCAGCUGUGGGGACCUGCCCGGGCUUCGUGUUGUGCCACCCCAUGAACCUGGGGGACCAGGAAGCCCAGUGGGGCUAGGAGGGGGACCCUCAGCCUGGGAAGCCUGCCCUCCAGCCCUCCGUGGGCUCCACCAUGACCUCCUGCUCCGGAAGAUGUCUUCAUCGUCCCCCGACCUGCUGUCAGCAGCACUGGGAGCCCGGGGCCGGGGGGCUACAGGGGGAGCUGGGGACCCUGGCUCACCACCUGCAGCCCGGGGUGACACCCCGCCAAGUGAGGGCUCGGCACCCGGCUCCACCAGCCCGGAUUCUCCAGGGGGAGCCAAAGGGGAGCCACCUCCACCAGUAGGGCCUGGUGACGGUGUAGGGCUGCUAGGAACUGGAAGGGAAGGGACGGCGGGACGGGGAGGAAGCCGGGCUGGGUCCCAGCACUUGACCCCAGCUGCACUGCUGUACAGGGCUGCUGUCACCAGAAGUCAGAAACGUGGCAUCUCAUCAGAGGAAGAGGAAGGAGAGGUGGACAGUGAAGGAGAGCUGACCUCAAGCCAGAGGUGGUCUCAGGGCCUGAACAUGCGCCAGUCGCUAUCUACCUUCAGCUCAGAGAAUCCAUCAGAUGGGGAGGAAGGCACAGCUAGUGAGCCUUCCCCCAGUGGCACACCUGAAGUUGGCAGUACGAACACUGAUGAGCGGCCAGAUGAGCGGUCUGAUGACAUGUGCUCCCAGGGCUCAGAAAUCCCACUGGACCCACCUUCCUCAGAGGUGGUUACUGGCCGGGAACCCAGCUCCUUGCCCAUCCCACACCACAACCUACUCAGAGGGGAGCAGGGCCCUCCCAACUCUGAGGACUCAGACUGUGACGGCACUGAAUUGGAAAAUGCCAACAGUGGUGAAGCCUUGCGGCCCCCAGCCUCCCUCCCUCCAUGAAAGCCACUCUUAUCCUUGUACAUAGAGAAAUAUUUAUAUAAGUAAUAUAUAUGCGCUACAUAAUCAACAAAAGACAGGGCUAUCCCAGCCUAAGUCUGGCUCAAGGGAGACUGACCCCUGACCAAGUCACCUGAUAAACUCUAGGGACACUGGCAGCUGUGGAAAUGAAAGACAAGUACUGCCCUAGAGAUAUGGGUAAGGGCAAACUGGCCCCUUCCUGCUUCACUCCAAUACGUUCAGCAAGUGGUGAGGCAACAGAAAAGCCAAACUUGCCUAGUUUCCUCUCUUCUUUCUGCCCAAACCCUGAGGUGCAGGAAAGGGAGCCAUUUUGACUGCACUUUUUUGUUUUCCGUUUACUCUGUUUACACACUUUGCACUUGGGAGGAGGGAGGCUAAGGCUGGGUCCUCCCCUCUGAGGUUUCUCAGGUGGCAAUGUAAUUUCUUUGUCCCUCCAUCUCUCUGCCCAAGCGCUGGCUUAGGGACUAGGGGGAGGCCAGGAGAUUGUGAAAGCAUGUGAUGGCUCAGGCUGAAGAACUGGGGUGUUGUUUUAAGUCCCUGCUUUUAUCUUGGUGCCUGAUUGGGGUGGGGACUGUCAUAUUGUAACCCCUGUGAAAAAACCUUGAAAUAUAACCACUCCAUGCAGGCAAGCUGUUGAGGGUUUUCUUGGUGACUGAAUGGGGUAGCCUGCAUGGUUAAGUAGGAGCCUUGGGCUCCAGAGUUAUCAGGACUCUGAGUGACUUCCUCCUGUUAUGCUUUUCUCACUAACAAACUGAACAUCACUUAACAGCCCCAACCUUGUAAAAUCUACAUAAAUGGGAAGAGGUCUGUCUUUAUAAAGGAUUCUAGUAGGACCCAUAAAACACCCAUUCUUUUUAAAAACAGGAGACUGCAGUUUUAGUCUGGACAAGAGUAUAGGCAUUCCCAGCAACAUGAAUCCCAGUGAGACACACAUUCAGCUGCUUCCAUGUGUAUGCAUGUGCAUCCUUCCCCACCCACCCAGUGGAAGUGCUUACUUACACUUUGCAGACAAAUCUUAGGAAAAUAUAACCCCCCAUCUUUUGGACCAAGGGCACAGCCAGCUUGCUAUAGCUAAUUAAAGGUCACUCUGCAAUGCAGGCUCAAGGGCUACAGAAAAAGAUGGGAGUGGUAAAACAGAAGAAAACAUCUUCACUGGAAUAAAGGCUUACAUUCAAAACCCAAGCAGGGUCCUUGUCCUUUGACAGAUAAAAGGUGCAAAAAUAACAGCAAGACACCAGGAACAAAACCCACAUGAAAUCACUGUGGCAUCCAGUUUCUAUUCACAAAGAAAAAGCUCCAGUCCAUCUUUUAAUUUUUUUGAAAAAUUCCUGACAUUACAGAACUAAACUGAAAUGUAUUAAUAUUCCACUCUUACAUUUCCAUGACAAACAAAAAAAUUUCAUGAGCCAAAAAAAAAAAAAACAAAAAAAACCCAAAACAAAACAAAAAAAAAAAACAGGGAGAAGCUUAUAAAACUAAAUAUGGAUCUCAGCAUUCACAGCUGAACAGAGAAAGGAAUUAAAACGCUUUAAUUAAAAAAUCACGAGUGGAUGAUAAAGUGUGUAGAAACUGAAAAUUUACAAACUAUUUAAAACCUGGAAUCGCUGACUGUUCAGAAA